CUGCACCCUUUGGUGCGUUUCCUGCAUCGCGAAGGUUUGAGUGGGUGGGACUCCGAUUCCACGUUAUUUGACUUGGUAUUCCCGUCCAACUUGACUGACUUACGUACCGGGAACGUUUUCACAAUAGAAAGUUCUAUUGACGAAACGUUCUAUUGCUCUACAAUCACAAAAAAGGAAAUUUUUCUUAUUCUUCCCGCAGAAAACGCGCAACAUAUCAAGUGAAACUUGCGUACAAUGCCGAUCGAAACGAAAUAUCUUCGAGUGAAAUAACCUCUCUCAUACGUGUUUCCUGUAUCAUAUUUCCGUUAAUUUUUUUGUAUUAUUCGGUCGUAUUCGAUACGGCAACGUGCUUAUUAUUUUUUGUCUUAGUCCGAAAAUUGAGCCAAAGUGACCAGUAGCUUUGUAAAGAGAAACCUUUUCAUCCAACAUGUCGGGCGAAAGUGUGAAAUCGUUUAACAGUCUUGAUACAGCUGGAUAUGUAGGAUUUGCCAAUUUGCCUAAUCAAGUACAUCGAAAGUCUGUGAAAAAAGGUUUUGAGUUCACAUUGAUGGUUGUUGGAGAAUCUGGUCUUGGAAAGUCCACUUUAGUGAACAGUUUGUUCCUUACAGACUUAUAUCCUGAACGAAUAAUUCCCGAUGCAGUUGAGAAAACCAAUCAAACCGUCAAACUUGAUGCUUCAACAGUAGAGAUUGAAGAGAGAGGCGUCAAACUUAGAUUGACAGUUGUAGAUACGCCAGGUUAUGGAGAUGCAAUUGAUAACACGGACUGUUUCAGAGCUAUUAUUGAAUAUAUAGAUGAUCAAUUUGAAAGAUUCCUUCGCGAUGAAAGUGGCUUGAACAGAAGAAACAUUGUGGAUAACAGAAUACAUUGUUGCUUCUAUUUUAUCUCUCCAUUUGGCCACGGCUUAAAACCAUUGGAUAUCGAGUUCAUGAAGCAAUUGCAUAAUAAAGUCAACAUAGUACCUGUAAUAGCAAAAGCCGAUGUACUUACCAAAAAAGAAGUUUUGCGCUUAAAGAAAAGAGUCAUGGAAGAGAUUGAAGGCAAUGGAAUCAAAAUAUAUCCUUUACCAGACUGUGAUAGCGACGAAGAUGAGGAUUAUAAGGAACAAGUGCGUCAAUUAAAAGAGGCUGUACCGUUUGCGGUGUGUGGUGCAAAUACAUUACUCGAAGUCAAGGGGAAGAAAGUGCGCGGCCGAUUGUAUCCUUGGGGUGUUGUCGAAGUGGAGAAUCCCGAUCAUUGCGAUUUUAUCAAGUUAAGAACAAUGUUGAUUACUCAUAUGCAGGAUUUACAAGAAGUAACGCAAGAAGUACAUUAUGAAAAUUACCGUAGCGAAAGAUUGGCGAAAGGAGCUUCGGUACCUCCACGUCGUCAAAUUCUUUCGGAAUCGGAUAAAAAUACUACUGUAUCGGAGAAAGAUCGCAUUUUGCAAGAAAAGGAAGCAGAAAUACGACAUAUGCAGGAAUUGCUGGCUGUGAUGCAAGCACAGAUGCAACAACAGCAGCCUUGAUCACCUAUGCAUUUUUAUACCGACGUAUGAAGAAGGAUGAUUCCUCGCUGUUACGAGUGCCAAAAAAAGAGUAACUUUUCUUUUUUUUUUUGUUUUUUUUUUUAUUUAAUAGCCUUCGACUCGAGAUCUUGAUU
Molecule: messenger RNA, 1641 nt
Organism: Pseudomyrmex gracilis
Lineage: Eukaryota; Metazoa; Arthropoda; Insecta; Hymenoptera; Formicidae
Gene: Septin1
Product: septin-1
Exons: 6
Coding region: 428-1507 (359 amino acids)
Biological process (GO): cell division; regulation of exocytosis; cytoskeleton-dependent cytokinesis
Cellular component (GO): synaptic vesicle; cell division site; septin ring
Molecular function (GO): GTP binding; GTPase activity; molecular adaptor activity
Source: RefSeq, a predicted model, not a curated record